Molecule: messenger RNA, 3182 nt
Organism: Orussus abietinus
Lineage: Eukaryota; Metazoa; Arthropoda; Insecta; Hymenoptera; Orussidae
Exons: 8
Coding region: 252-1661 (469 amino acids)
Biological process (GO): G protein-coupled glutamate receptor signaling pathway; regulation of synaptic transmission, glutamatergic
Cellular component (GO): membrane
Molecular function (GO): group II metabotropic glutamate receptor activity
Source: RefSeq, a predicted model, not a curated record
UCGAAGUUUAUCAAUGGAGAUCGUAAAGUGAUUAAUAAGGAUUCCGUGCAACGAUUGGGGUGGUUUCCAAGGAUCAAGAGAUGUCGAGGACGAUUAGCAACGCGGAACUAAAAGGAAGGGAAGAAAGAGAGAUCGACGGAAUGCCUUUUCCUAUUCCUCGGAGAAUGCCACCGCGUAAAUGGAGUAGAUGGAGUAAAUGGAGCUUCACGCGGUGAAGCCGAGACUCGACGGAAGGAGAACCGACCUACAUAAUGAAGCCGUGCCCCAUUCUGGUAUCAGCCGCGGCAGCGUUGCUGGCAGGGUCCUCGAGCUCCCAGCAACUUCCGGUCCAGCGACAAGAACUCUCGACGGAGUUCUUCGUGGUACCGGAAGUGCAAGGAAGACCCGGUCUCUCCGGGGUGGCCAGCGUGGCCAGCGUGGUCAGCGUCCCCGCCCCCAACAGGACCAUCUCCAUCUUCCGAGGAGGUCAUCAUCCACCCAUGAGGCCCGGAUUUCCUGUCGAGGACACCAGGGGCUUAGGGCCUACGAUUGUCCCUCAUCAACCCCUGCUGAGACAACAGCCCUGGGCUCUUCCUCUCGCCGCUCUCAGCGCCGCCACCAUGCUCCUCAUGGCCGGCUUCGAGGUCUUCGUCUUGCUCAAGGCAAGGGCGGCGGCUCCCAGCAGAAGACACCUGUUUCUUGGUCAGGCACUGCUCUUAGGACUUUUCUUGCUAGCAGGACUCUCAGCAGCGCCUUCUUUGACUCCUAACCCUUUUUCGUGUGCCGCUUUGAGGAUGGUGGGCUUGCCGGCAGCCUUGGUGUUUGCUGCCCUCCUUGUAAAGUGCGUCUUCCUGUUGUCUCUGAACAGUGGAGUGUACCUACCGGCUCCUUAUCAGGCGCUGGUUCUGGUUUUUGCGGUGCUGGUUCAAGUCACCAUAGUCGGGCAAUGGUUCUACGGCGAUCCCCCUGCGGUGGUUCAGGUGCAAAACCAGGAAAGUAAUUUACAUAUGCCAGGCUGCAGGACUCCUCUUGGCCAAACGGUAGCCUCUCUUGGGUAUGCAGGUACCCUGCUUAUCGCCGUUGCGUGCCUCGCGGUAAGGGCCAGAGGGGUGCGCGACAACUACCGGGAGUCGACGUUCAUCGGCCUAGCGGUGGGCAUCUCCUUGCCGGUCUGGGUGUCCUGUGGGAUCGGUUCCCUGACGGCCUCCGAGGGGACCCGCGAGGCCUGGCUGGCCUACGGCCUCCUGGGAACCUCCCUUCUCGUGUUCCUGACAAUGUUCCUGCCGAAGGGUCGGCAACUCGCCGCCCUGGGCCGCGACGGAUCCGCCGCGGUGGCCGCAGCGGUCAUCCGGGACAGGGAAGAGAGGCUCAGCUCCAUUCCCGCAAGUGGAUACUCGCCAUCUUUCUUCCACUUCAAGCCGGCCCCGGCGUCCCUGAAGAGGAAGAUGCACUACCAGAGCGCCGAUCGAGUGGCGUUGGUCUCCUCUGGAAUCCCAGGGUGCAGUGCUUGCCGGCACGGAGGGAGUCCCGUUUACUCGGAAGACACACACGCACCGAUGGAGACCUUCGUCUUGCCACCAGGCAUGUACUUGAGGCCAGAAGAUUCUGGAAAUCUGUACACAACGUUGUCCGCCAAUCCGAAUGUCUUCUUUCAAAGGGCCCACCCUGGAAUGAUUUAUUAAAUAUAUAAGACUUUUAGCCGUGAUACGUUCACAGCGAGUGAUAUGACAGUGCGUUUGAAUUUCUUUGAAAUUCUACAGGACUCUAUACUAUGACAAAUGUUACUGUUAUACAUAUAUUAGUGCAUUAAGCGACGUGUUUGUAAGUGCAAUGUCUACUGCCUGAUACGAAUGCGGUUUUCGUUUUCUGGGUACUCGAUAGAAGAAAAAGUCUCCUACGAAAGUUGUUCGAAAUGAUGCAUAGAAAAAAAAUUGUCUGCACAUUUUUUUCAUAUCGUGUACCGUUAAAGCCGAAAAUUACGUUCAUAGGAGAGAUCGACGGUUCGAACGGUGUUUGAGAUAGAUAUAUAUAUAAUUUUCCGUCGAUUUUCCCAAGAAAGCGACACAUGGAGAAAUUUUCUAUGCGAUAAUUGUUUCAUAUUAUAUCCCGAACGAGUUUCGUGAGAAACGCUUUUUUACACCGCAUACCGUUAUCACGAAACUUGUUGGCAUAGCUAGAAAGUGUAGCAGUCGUGGAUCUUUUCGAGCGUAUCAGUCUACAGGAAUUUCUCCGGCAAUGUGUCCUUCAAUUAGUAUAUUCUUUAGCAAUGCGUAUUUUAUUACCUUCCUCUUUCGACUAUGUACGUGCUACAUUUUCACCCGACAUGGCAGUGUAGAUACAGCUCGUGUAAAUAGCAGUCUUCUACUUUUGCCCCCCAGCGGUUGCGCCGGUUGUAAAAUGUAGAGAUGCAUGUCGCGCGAAAUCGUGUAAUGUGUAAUGAUUGCAUGAGUACCCGGGGCUUGGUUUACCUCGGACAUGUACUCCUGACAUCGAGCCUAGUGCGUGCAAGCACGAGUACAAUUUAAAUUGCGUGUACUGCAGGCACAAAGCUGUAAGACGAGUCACGAAACUCUGCCGCGCCUAUUACUAUCAGCCGAGGACAGUUUCGAAGGUACUUAGAGUGCGUUUAGUUAAUAAUAAACGUGUCACUAGAGAUUUAUAGAUUAUAGAGAUCCAAAUGAGAAGAAACGUCACUCGCUGUCUGUAUUAGUUUAUUAUGUAUUUUAUGAAAGAGCCACUAGGGUCAGUUGAGUCUUUUAUUAUUGGAUUUAUUACUUUGCCGAGAUCCAUAUAUUUUACUGGACUUGAAAAUAAUGCCUGUGUUCAGUUUGCACCCUCGUUUGAUUCUCGUACAAACGAAUGCGAUUUUAUGAAACCUGUCUCCGGCCUGUAUGAUGUCGGUCAAGCCAGGUGUCUAAUCUCCGGCCUACAUAAAGACGGUCACGCCUAAAGGCACCGACGCAGCCGCGAUUCCACAGCCAUCUUGAUGUGACGUCACGUGGCCAUCAUUCUUAACCUAUAAACCGUGCCAAACAGUGGUAAACAUCUGCAUGUAAACAACUGCGCAGCGCUCAAUUAUUUAAUAUGACUUGCGAGGAGGAUUACUGCGGGCAUUACGGGAUCAUCCAACGAAUGUGAACGAAUAUAUGUGAUUAUCGGCAAAAUACGUGAAGUGGAUUACAUGCUCUCUCGUGUUUAAUCGG